Molecule: messenger RNA, 315 nt
Organism: Exophiala dermatitidis NIH/UT8656
Lineage: Eukaryota; Fungi; Ascomycota; Eurotiomycetes; Chaetothyriales; Herpotrichiellaceae
Exons: 4
Coding region: 1-315 (104 amino acids)
Source: RefSeq, a predicted model, not a curated record
AUGAAUCCAGCAAGACUUCUGAGGCUGCAGCCUUUGCGGGCAGCUGCUUUGAAGCAGCCGGCCUUCCGCCAGUCCGCCCUGAGGCAGACCAGACCAUUCCACAACUCCCGUGUCAUGUUUAGGGCUAAGGAGGAUGAACAAAGCGCGCACACUAUCACCCAGAGACUGCGUAGUCUCAAGAAGAUUCCUCCCGAAUUGCUCCCGCUUGGUGUCGUCAUCCUCUUCGCUCUCUUCGCCGCCACUUUCGCCAUGGCCAGGAAGUUGAUGACCGACAAGACGCUUCGUCUGCACAAGAACCCACCCAAGGCGCAUUGA